AUGGCAUUAGAAUGUCUUGAUAACGUUGAACAUGAAUCAUUAAAAGUUGGAGAUUCAUUCUUAUUUGCGACGUGUGAAUCGAAUUCAAUUAAUCUGUCAACGAGGUCACUAUUAUCACCGACAUCAUUAUCGGAUUCAACUUAUCAAACCAGCGCCACGAAUAUAAAUUCAUGCAUAAUCUCAGCGUUAUUAUCAAAGUCGAACCUAUCACAUUUGUUACAAAAAGAUUUAAUUAAUCAAAGAUCAAAUGAUUCAUUUAACGAAAUUCAAGGGCAGGUCUAUGAAUUCCUUAACAAUAAUUUUUUUGCCGUCCAAACGGAGGAUGAUGAUUGUUUCGAACAAUUGGAUAUUGAAAUAAUUAAACAUCAAUUAUCGGUUUACUUGAAUAGUGAAUCAAAAGAUAUUAUAGAAGAAUUCAAUUGGAAAUUGCCUGUAAAGUUGGAAAAGAUACAAAAUAUUUGUGAAGAGAUUUCAAAUGAUAUUGUUAAUUAUUUAAUAGACCAUUUACAUUGGUGGCAACAUAACUUUACGGAAGAUCAUUCAUAUUCAACGAUUUUCUUAAUCGGUAGUUGUUUUAAAACAAAAUAUCUAGUCGAUCUAGUCAAAUUAAAAUUUAUUGAGAAUUAUAAAAUGGAAUUUACCAAAUCUUACAUUUCCGAUUUGAUAUUUAUAGAUAAAUCUUCUAGUUCCGCUUCAAGACACGGCGCUGUCAUUCAUAUACAGGAUGAUAAGAUUAAAGAAAAUUAUUUGAAAGAAAUCAAGAAAAAAAACAUUGAACAUUAA
Messenger RNA from Funneliformis mosseae, 783 nucleotides. The record is from the annotation of a GenBank genome assembly. Lineage: Eukaryota; Fungi; Glomeromycota; Glomeromycetes; Glomerales; Glomeraceae.